CUCGCGGAGGAAGUUCAUGUUUACCACAACAGCCGUCCUGCACAGUAUGUUAUUAACGUUAAAACUUUAAAGACGGUUAAUGCUACGGUUUUAUCUGUCAUUCAACACUGUCACAAGAAAACAUGUUAGAUGACAACACACCUGCGGAUGAAACGGGUAAGCUCGCUUGCGGAGACGAUGGGGAGAAGCCUUUAUGUGACUCAGGGGCGAGGGGAUUUAAAUCGGUACAGGAGCUCAAUACGGCGCCCUCCACCAGAUUCCUUCAGGUUGAGCUGGAGCUGAACACCCACCUCCGGCGGCUCACCUUCAGUGAGCCCGUCCGGUACAUUUACAACCCGCUGGAGUACGCCUGGGACACCCACCGCUGCUACGUUGAGAAGUACUGUCAGGGCGGACAAAGGAUCCUGUUUCUGGGCAUGAAUCCAGGACCUUUCGGCAUGGCACAGACGGGGGUCCCAUUUGGGGAAGUGAAGUCAGUUGUUGAUUGGCUGAAGAUCACAGGGGAGGUCGGUCAUCCUCCUGAAGAGCAUCCAAAGCGACGGAUCACAGGACUUGCCUGCACUCAGAGUGAAGUUAGCGGAGCACGUUUCUGGGGCUUCUUCAGGAAGUUGUGUGGCGAGCCAUCGGUGUUCUUCCAGCACUGCUUUGUGCACAAUCUGUGCCCACUCAUUUUCAUGAGUGCCAGCGGGAAGAAUUUAACCCCCCCUGAGCUGCCUGCAGCUGAACGGGAGGCCCUCCUGGCUCUCUGUGACAUUGCACUGUGCCAGGCGGUGGAGGCGUUGGGCGUCUCCAUGGUGAUCGGGGUGGGAAGGGUGGCAGAGCAGCGGGCACGGCGAGCUCUGUCUGCUGCAGGUGUCAAUGUGCGAGUUGAGGGCAUAAUGCAUCCAUCGCCCAGGAACCCACUAGCCAAUAAGGGCUGGGAGGAAGUAGCUAAAGCCAAGCUGGCAGAGCUUGGUGUCAUGUCGCUGCUGAACAACAUAUGAGCGAAUCGACCUCCUCUGACACGUUCCUCAUCAAUAGCAGCAUGGAGUGCACUCAUUCUGACAAUAGAUCGGGAUGUGGGGAGUUUGAGUAAGAGACUAUUGGGAUGCCAUCAAUGGUAAAAAGUACAGGCUCACAUUUAAGCUUUAGCGGCAGCAAACAGCUCCAAGGAGACAGUGUAAUACACUAACGGCUUCCACCUCUGUCAUCACAAAUGCUGCAAACGUCUUUUCAGCAAGCAACAGCUUUUCUUCUGGACUGUAAAGAUUCAUUCCUUUACAGAUCUGUGCAUGCACUGGGCCAAUCUUUCGGCCAAAAUCUAUACACUAAGUUUAAGGUGCUUUAUAUUGAAAAUGUAAGCUUAGGGUGUUGAAGUGUUCUUGUCUGGUAAUUUUUCUUAAGACUGUAGUUUAGGGGGAAAAGCACUGUACUUAAUAUACGUGUACAUAAAGUUUAAAUUCAGCCUCAUAACAGGCAUUAUAGCCUGUCCCAAUAUGUAUUAGCUGAUGAUAACACAAUGACCUUAACAUGACCAUAAAAAAUGGCAGUGCAGUAAAUGCACUAGACAUUGUGUUCGACAUUUUAAUUUAGUUCCAAACUGAACAACUGUCAUUAUGACUUUUCUGCACAUUAUGUAAACAAGGUCUUGCAUGUUUACAAAAAGAAGCCUUCAAGAAGAAAAACAAGUGCACACUUUACAGACCUACUGUACCUUUUGACCAAUGACAUUACAAAGUUCAGAAAUAUUCUCUUAUGACAAAAUAUAUUUUGUUAAAGUACAGUUGUAAGUAUUGUUCAUGCUGGACUACUGCACUUUUUUGUAUUCUUUUUUUAAAUUGCUUUUUAAUAGUU
Chelmon rostratus (copperband butterflyfish) is the source of this 1833-nucleotide messenger RNA. RefSeq names its product single-strand-selective monofunctional uracil-DNA glycosylase 1 (gene smug1). Gene Ontology annotation, biological process: base-excision repair. The record is from RefSeq and is a predicted model, not a curated record. NCBI's taxonomy places the organism in Eukaryota, Metazoa, Chordata, Actinopteri, Chaetodontiformes, Chaetodontidae. The coding region runs from base 123 to 983 and encodes 286 amino acids. The transcript has 2 exons. Gene Ontology annotation, molecular function: oxidized pyrimidine nucleobase lesion DNA N-glycosylase activity; single-strand selective uracil DNA N-glycosylase activity.